This is a messenger RNA of Closterium sp. NIES-67, 3483 nucleotides long. The record is from the annotation of a GenBank genome assembly. Lineage: Eukaryota; Viridiplantae; Streptophyta; Zygnematophyceae; Desmidiales; Closteriaceae.
UAUUCCAAGAAAAUCUGCAAUCCCGCAAUUUCAAAUCGUUUCUACCAUUCAUGUGUGCAGCAACUCUUGCACGCCUAGCUCCUCGUAGUUUGCCUCGCUUCAUGGAUACCGUCGCCGCUCGUCUCGCCGCGCCACGGCAGGUGGCGCCGGCAGCAGUGCUUCGACCGAAUCCUCGUCGCACUCCCAUCGCCGCGCUUCAUUCUCUGCCACGUGUCGGGCCCCAGCUUCUCGCUCGCUGCCAUGUUUCGCCAUGUGCGUCGCUUGGCGUUCGCGCGGCGUCGCCCGCCUCUUCUACUCAGCUGUCGUCGGACUUCCUUAACUCGCAGCUGCGACAUUUCAACGGCCGAACCCUGUCGCCAGCCCUAGCGCUCUCGCCAGGAGUGGCGCCUCGACGGCGCUUCCACCGGUCUGCACCGUGCCGUGCUGCUGCCAGCGGAGGCAGGAUCAGCCAGGGCGAGUUCACGGAGGCGGCGUGGCAGGUGAUAAUCGCGUCGCCGGAGGUGGCGAAGGAGAGCCGGCAGCAGAUCGUGGAGACGGAGCACCUCAUGAAGGCGCUGCUGCAGCAGCGGAACGGCCUCGCCAGGCGCAUCCUCGCCAAAGCUGGUAGCGACGGCACCGAGCUGCUGGCCGCCACUGAGCGAUACAUCGCGCGACAGCCCAAGGUGUCGGGCGACAGCAGUCAGAUGCUAGGCCGGGACCUCGAGGCCCUCAUAGACCGCGCGCGGGGCUUCAAGGCGUCGAUGGGCGACGAGUACGUGUCGGUGGAGCACCUGCUGCUGGGCUUCCUCGGCGACCGGCGGUUCGGCGAGAAGGCGCUGCGCGACGCGGGGAUCACCCAGGCCGUGCUGGAGAAGGCUGUAUCUGAAGUACGCGGCUCGCAGAAGGUCACGGACCAGCAGCCGGAGAACAAGUACGAGUCGCUGGAGAAGUAUGGCAGGGACCUCACUGAGAUGGCGCGGCAGGGCAAGCUGGACCCCGUGGUGGGGCGCGACGACGAGAUCCGGCGCUGCAUUCAGAUCCUCUCGCGCCGCACCAAGAACAACCCCGUGCUCAUCGGCGAGCCGGGCGUGGGCAAGACCGCCAUCUCAGAAGGGCUGGCGCAGCGCAUAGUGCAGGGAGAUGUCCCUGAGGCGCUCAUCAACCGCCGGUUGAUCUCGCUGGACAUGGGCGCGCUGAUCGCGGGCGCCAAGUUCCGCGGCGAGUUUGAGGACCGGCUGAAGGCGGUGCUGAAGGAGGUCACGGACAGCAACGGCGGCAUCGUGCUCUUCAUCGACGAGAUCCACACCGUUGUGGGCGCUGGAGCCAGCGAGGGCGCAAUGGACGCAGGCAACCUCUUAAAGCCCAUGCUGGGUCGGGGCGAGCUGCGGUGCAUUGGAGCGACGACGCUGGACGAGUACCGCAAGUACAUAGAGAAGGACCCCGCCUUGGAGCGCCGCUUCCAGCAGGUGUACGUGGGGCAGCCGUCCGUGCCCGACACCGUCAGCAUCCUGCGCGGCCUCAGGGAGCGAUACGAGCUGCACCACGGGGUGCGCAUCAGCGAUAAUGCUCUCGUCGCUGCUGCGAGCCUGUCGGAUCGCUACAUCUCCGACCGCUUCCUGCCCGAUAAAGCCAUCGACCUGGUGGACGAGGCGGCGGCGAAGAUCAAGAUGGAGAUCACGUCCAAGCCCACGGCGCUGGACGAAGUGGACCGCGCCGUGCUCAAGCUCGAGAUGGAGCGGCUCUCACUGGGAUCUGACACCGACAGAUUGUCUCGCGAGCGUUACGAGAGGCUGGAGAACGAGCUCAAGUCCCUCAAGUCCCGGCAGGCAGAACUCACAGAGCAGUGGGAGCGCGAGAAGAGCGUGAUGUCGCGCAUCCAGAGCAUCAAGGAGGAGGUGGACCGCGUGAACGUGGAGAUCCAGCAGGCAGAGCGCGACUACGACCUCAACCGCGCCGCCGAGCUCAAGUACGGCAACCUCAUCUCCCUCGAGAAGCAGCUGUCCGACGCCGUGGCGGCGCUGAACGAGUACCAGCAGUCGGGCAAGUCCAUGCUGCGUGAGGAGGUGACCAGCAGUGACAUCGCGGAGGUGGUGGCCAAGUGGACGGGCAUCCCCGUGGACAAGCUGCAGGAGUCGGAGCGCGAGAAGCUGCUCAAGCUCGAUGAGGAGCUGCACAAGAGGCUGAUUGGCCAGGAGACGGCCGUCACUGCUGUGGCGGAGGCCAUUCAGCGGUCGCGAGCCGGGCUGUCGGACCCCAACCGGCCCAUUGCCAGCUUCAUGUUCAUGGGGCCUACUGGUGUGGGUAAGACGGAGCUAGCCAAGUCCCUGGCGGCGUUCCUCUUCGACAGCGAGGAGGCGCUGGUGCGCAUCGACAUGAGCGAGUACAUGGAGAAGCACUCCGUCUCGCGCCUCAUCGGAGCCCCCCCGGGGUAUGUGGGGUAUGAGGAGGGCGGGCAGCUGACGGAGGCGGUGCGGCGGCGGCCAUACUCUGUGGUGCUGUUUGACGAGGUGGAGAAGGCGCAUGGGGACGUCUUCAACGUCUUCCUGCAGAUUCUGGACGACGGGCGCGUGACGGACAGCCAGGGGCGCACAGUGUCAUUCCGCAACACGGUCAUCAUCAUGACGUCCAACGUGGGCUCGCAGUACAUCCUGCAGGCGCUCGACCACCAGGCCGACAACAAGGACGUUCAGUACCAGGUGAUGAAGGAGCGCGUGAUGGAGUCGGCGCGGGCCAUCUUCCGCCCCGAGUUCAUGAACCGCAUCGACGACUUCAUCGUCUUCCAGUCGCUGGACGCGGCGCAGAUCACGCGCAUCGUGCGCCUGCAGCUCAACCGCGUGCAGCACCGCCUCAAGGACCGCAAGAUCCGCCUCCACGUCACCGACGCCGCCGUCGACCACCUCGGCCACCUGGGGUACGACCCCGCGUAUGGUGCUCGCCCCGUGAAGCGGGUUAUUCAGCACGAGGUGGAGAAUGAGCUCGCCAAGGGGAUUCUGAGGGGCGAGUACGGGGAGGAUGAUGUGGUGGUGGUGGAUACUGAGAUUGUUGCGCCCAGUGCUGGGGGGGUUCCGACCACGAGGCUCAAGUUCAGUGUGGAGCAUGGUGGGGCGUUCAGCGGCGGUGAGGGUGAUGCAGAGGCCAAGGAGCAGGCCAAGAGCUUGUUUGCUUAGGCUGCAGUGUACUCUUGAAGGACAUGUUGAAUCCCUAGCUGUGAUUUUGGAUAUGACAUUGAAGAUUGUACUGCAGAUGGUAGAUGACACGAUGGCGGUGAAUUAUGCAAGCAUGGAUACUUGCAUAUUUCAUGGAGUGACAGUUUCCUUUCCUCGUACUAGUAAUAUAUAUUCACACCUGCUACAUGAUUGCCGAUGAAGGCAACCUAUUGCUAAAUUAUAUAUUCUACCAAGCCUAGGGGGUGUGUUAAAUUAUAUAUUUGAUAUAUAUAUAAUGGUAGGCUUGGUAGGUGUUACUGGAUUCUACUGUAGAGGGUACAACCCCCUUCUUGUAUCC